Molecule: messenger RNA, 3445 nt
Organism: Perca fluviatilis (European perch)
Lineage: Eukaryota; Metazoa; Chordata; Actinopteri; Perciformes; Percidae
Gene: zfp36l1a
Product: zinc finger protein 36, C3H type-like 1a
Exons: 2
Coding region: 163-1284 (373 amino acids)
Molecular function (GO): mRNA binding; metal ion binding
Source: RefSeq, a predicted model, not a curated record
CUAGUGCAGGGCAGAGGGGGAGUUCUGCAGGGUCAAAAAAAAAAUUAUACACAGGAGCUACAAAUCAGAAACUCAGCAGCAGACCGGCGCAACUUUUCUAACAAGCACAUUUAUUUUUAUUUUUUUUUUCCUACUUUUGAUUUAACUCUGGUCGCUGCAACGAUGACCACAGCCGUGGUGUCGCCUUUCUUCGACUUCGAAGUAAUGAACAAGAACAACAAACUGCUCAGCUACAACAACAACAACAACCUGGGUGCCCCCCAUCCCAUGUCUGUCCCUUGCACUGGCACUAAUGUGCCCAUCUCCAGCCCCGCCGGAGCCCUGCUGGACAGGAAGGCGGUGGGCUCUCCCUCGGUGGGAGGCGUGUACCAGCGGCGGCACUCUGUCAGCAGCACGAAGUUCAGCCAGAACCAGUUUCUGAACAGCCUGAAGGCAGCGGACCACUCCUCGCUCAUCUCAGGGGUUGGCAAUGCCAUCAACAACAAGGAGACCCGCAUGCGAGACCGCUCCUUCUCUGAGACGGGUGAGAGGCUCCUCAACAAGUGCCUGGGCCCUGCCAGUCCCACCGGCGGCAGCCAAGUGAACUCCAGCCGCUACAAGACGGAGCUUUGCAGGCCCUUUGAGGAGAAUGGUUCCUGCAAGUAUGGCGACAAAUGCCAGUUUGCUCACGGAAUUCAUGAACUGCGCAGCCUGAGCCGCCACCCCAAAUACAAAACUGAACUGUGCCGCACCUUCCACACAAUCGGUUUCUGCCCAUACGGGCCUCGCUGCCAUUUCAUCCACAACGCUGAGGAGCGCCGUGGACCUCCCCAGCAGUGCUCCCCUCUUAACUCCUCCAACAAGAUGGAGAGGCCUCGACUGCAGCACAGCUACAGCUUCGCAGGCUUCUCCAGCUCAGCUGGGCUGAGAGACAGCCCCACCUCGGUCACCCCUCCACCCAUGUUCUUCCCUGAUGAGGUCCCCGACUGGCCCAGCAGUAACCCCUUCACCUACUCCAGCCAGGAGCUGGCCAACCUGUUUGGCCCCAGCCUCAGUGUUGGUCCUGUAGGCACAGAGCCCAACACCCCUGCACCUCCCUCUCCAACAAGCACACCUUACUAUUUCAGACCCAUGUUGGAGUCCCCUCACAUGUUCGAUUCUCCAUCCAGCCCUCCUGACUCUCUGUCAGACCAGGAGGGCUACCAGAGCAGCUCUGGAGGCAGCCUGAGUGGCUCAGAGUCCCCAACGCUGGAUACCACUCGCCGCCUUCCCAUCUUUAGCCGCCUCUCCAUCUCUGAUGACUAGACUGCACGCAUCCACCAGUGACUUUAAGUUCGAUGACACAAAGAGAACAUGGCACUCCCCUCUACCUCUGCCCUUUUCCUAAGCUUCCCCUCACACAACACCGUUCCUUGUUAGCAUUGUAAGGAUUUAGUCCAUUAAGGGAUUCUCUCUCUCUCUUUCUCUCUCUCUCUCUCUUUCUUAUCAUUUCACCCCUGUAAAUCUGCACAGCAAGUUAAAAAAAGAAAGUACCCUGCCAUGUGUCAUAGUGCCAAAAAGGGAGAGGAAAUUGAACAAUGAAAAUCAUGAGAACAAGAAUUGACUGUUUUGCCAGGUGCCACUUGUUUUUGUUUUUCUUUCUUUCUUAUUCAUUUGUUCUUGAAUGUGUAGCAGCACAAGUGGCCUUGGAAAGGGGAGUGCAUUGCACUAGCCCCCUCCCCCCCUUCUCCUCCCCUGACGAUACCACUUCCCCUGAGCUAGCUAGAGGGUGCUCACUAAUGUAACUGUAGAUCUACCGCAGCAGUUUUUACAGACUGAGUUAAGACAAAAAGGAAAAAAAAUAAAAGACCCUGAAAAGAUAUGAAUAGUUUUUAAAAAAAGGAAAAAAAAAGUGCCUGGGGCGGUUUCUGCAUGUGUUUAGGGUGAAUGGACUACUGUUUGUUUUUGGUUUUUUUCCCUCAUUCCCCCCACCCCCUCCCUCUCCUCUGUCACGGUUCUUCUCAAGCCCCAUCUUCUGUAAUUGUGGACUGGGUGAGUCUGCAGGAAGGACUUUGAACUGGAAGUUGGUUAUGCCCCCUGAGUUUUCUCCUCCUGUUGCUGGUCACUGGCUCUUUUCUUGGGAAGGAAGGCUUGAUAUCAAACAGUUUUAUUAAACCUGUAAGACUUUGUCCCGCCUCUCCACCCUGCCUCCCCCCGCCUUCAUCCUCGCCGAUCUGGGGAAUUCCAGCAUUCCCAUGGUGCAGUUGUACAUCCUGCGACUUGACGAGAUCGGAUCUCCAAGCUAUUUUACUUUACUUCUCACCCCCACUUUAGUACCUGCUCCGAUGAGCACUCUACUCAUUACAUCCCUUUUUUUGCUUUCUUUAUUUGAUAAUUAUUUUUUAUUAAUGUUAUUAUUACGGUUAUUGUUUGAAAAACCUCCCAGAGAGAAGGUUUGCUUGUCACUGCUUAUUUAACUUAUCAGAACAUAUUUAUUGCUGAUCAUAUGCUUUUUUUUUUUUUUUUUUUUAUUAAUUUUGUUUUGUAUUUAUCUGGAUAAUGAACAAUAGAAUAUAUUUUCUUUUAUGUUAAAUUAUGAUCUUCCAUAUUAAUCUAAAGAUUGUGAAGACGUUUUUGUCAGUUUUCCUUUUUUCACAGUUUAAUAUAUUGUACUUCAAUGACUUUUGUUCUGCAACUACACAAAUGAAACUUAAUUUAAAGCAAAAAAAUGCAAAAAAAGACUUUGCGUUUUGAUUAUUUAUUGUACUUUUUUUUUUUUUUUCUUACUCCCUCUUAUCGGACUGCAAUUCCAUCUAAACUAGAUUUGCUUGUAUUCAUUCCUGAAUGUUUUCCCCUUCACAUCUUACAAUAAUCUGACAGUAACAGUAGCUAACUGUUAUUACAUUGAUUCACCUCAUCAGUUUUUGUCUCAGAUCUUGUCCCAGAUCAGAGUAUUUUCUCACAGUACUUGGGUUGGUGGUAGAAGUAAAAUGGGUUGCUGAAAGACCUCUCACAUCACUGGUUUAGGAGAGUCUCCACGUUAGACUGGUUAUGUUGAAAAGUCUUCUGUCUUACACCCAGUCUGUUAUUACAAGCAAUAGCUGUGACCAAAUGGGUUGAGGGAAGUUUAUUUGUGUUCUUAAUUUGAUUGGAUGCUUGAUGCACGAGCUUGGCCCCCUCUUGACCAUUGGAAGUGCCUCUUUGAAUACAUUCCAGGUAGCUAAGGCUUCUGCGCCUUUUUUAUAUUUGAUAAAUGGAGGACAAUUAAUUUUUGUUUUUUUUCUUUUUUUUUUUCUUUAGUCACUUGUUCUGUGUUGCCUUCACGUGUUUUGGAAGAGGUGAACAGAUUUUGACACAAAGAAAGUAAAACAGUUGAAUGUAUUUUUUCAGCCAUGUUUUUUUCACUACAGUAAUUUCUGUGAGUUUCUCUUUUGUAAGUAUUGAUUGCAGUUAAGUCAAUAAACCCCGUAUUUUUUGAAAAGUUGAA